This is a messenger RNA of Cynoglossus semilaevis (tongue sole), 4942 nucleotides long. RefSeq names its product von Willebrand factor A domain containing 5B1 (gene vwa5b1). The record is from RefSeq and is a predicted model, not a curated record. Lineage: Eukaryota; Metazoa; Chordata; Actinopteri; Pleuronectiformes; Cynoglossidae. The transcript is spliced from 25 exons. The coding region runs from base 702 to 4529 and encodes 1275 amino acids.
AGAAUACAACGUGCAAGCUCUGUCACAGUCUGUUCUUUAAAUGUCCCUUGUGCCUUUGCUCCUUUGUUCAACUCCUGCCUUUGCUCCUUUGUUCAACUCCUGCCUUUGCUCCUUCAAUCUGCUCGACCACUGCUAACUAUGUAUUCAGCUGCACUCCCUUGACUCUUGCCAGAUUGUCUUCGCUUCAUGAACACUUCCAAGAACUUAUUAUAACUCAUUAUUUGAUCCGGACCUGACCUGGCUAGGACAUCACCUUGUCUAAGCUUCAGUAACCCUGCCUGUUGUUUCCAGAUCCUGCCUCAUUUGCUAGCUGAAGUGUUCUGUUUGCUUCUAAUAAACCCUUCAACAUCAGCCAGGAGGAGCAGGGAAUAAACACAGUUCACUAACCACAUGUUGCUGUGCUACAUUCAAGUGCUGCAGUAGCCGCUACCUUCCCCUUUUCUCUCGCACUGUACGUCCAACCAGUGAGAUGUGGCCACUGCAUCUGUAGUUCCACCUGUGGCUGCACUCCUGCUCCCUCUACGCCACGGUGAGGGGAACAGAGAAGCUGAAGGAGGUCGAGUAGGAGGGGAGACGGAUAUCUUUCAUGACAGGUGGACUUCUCAUCUUUCUCGAGAAGAAAAGAAAAGAAAAGAAAAGAAAAAAAAACCCUCUCACUCUCAUUAACCAGCAGACACAAAUGAAAGAAUAAAACCCACAUCAUGCCUGGACUCAUUAACAAAGAGAAUCGAAGUGCCCUGCCCCUCAGUGAUUCUGACAUCACUUCCUGUGUCAGGGGUUAUUCUCUGGCUCUGACUGCCUCCAUGACAUAUGAAAACAUAGAAGAUCAUGAUAUUGAGGGGCUCUUCAUUUAUCCUCUGGAGGAGAAUUCCAUUGUCGUAGGGUUCGAGGCUAUGAUAUCCAAUCAGAUUAUAACACUGCAGAUCAAAGACAAAGCCAAACUGGAGGACUGUUAUUUGGACUGCUGCAACAUACCUAAUGGAGCCCUUCAGAGCAGUAGCGGACACAUCGUGCUGGAUGAGGACUUUGAGAGGACAGUGCUGGUGGUUAACCUUGGCAGCAUCCCUCCGAUGGAGACCGUCCACAUUCUGGUCAGUACGUCCUCGGAGCUCUCCACGCUGCCCACCGGGGGCAUCAAAGUGUCGUCCCCACCAGUUUGUACUCCUCGAGUUCAGCGGAGCAUCAACGAAGAGCAGGGACUGUCUCCAAAUUUUUCUAGAACGCGGGACAGAAAUACGUGGGCCUCGAGUCCCCACGAUCAAACUCCCAACUCUCCACAGCUGUGGUUGACGUCGCUGCUGGAGGAGGAGGCCAUCAACUCCAUGGACUACAACUUCAACUUCCAGCUGGAGAUACGGGCUCCUUACCUUCUAGCAGGUGUGGAAAGCCCUUCUCACGCCAUCAGAGCCGAUGCCGACCCACUGGCUCGAUCAGCCACGAACGUCGUCAUCACUCUGGCAGACAAAUACACCUACGACUGCCCGGUCGACAUCCUCAUUUACCCCAGUGAGCCUCACGUCCCUCAUGUACUCAUUGAGAACGGAGACAUGACACUGGAGGAGUACGAUGAGUAUCUUCACGGCCGCAGCGAUUUCAUCAAGGCCACAAAGAAGGACUCCAGCAAUGAGAGGAAAGUGGACAUAAUUCACAGGCGGCUCCAUAAGGACAUCCUCCACAACCCUGUGGUGAUGUUGAACUUCUGUCCAGAGCUCAAGUCCAUCAGCUCUGACUUGAGGAAGGUUCACGGUGAAUUUAUCUUCCUCAUUGAUCGCAGCGGCAGCAUGAGUGGCGUUAACAUCAACCGUGUGAAGGAUGCGAUGGUGGUCAUCUUGAAGAGCCUUGUGCCCGGCUGUCUGUUCAACAUCAUUGGCUUUGGCUCAACAUACAAAUCCCUAUUUAACACCAGCCAGAACUACGAGGAGGAAGCCCUGGCUGUGGCCUGUGAUUAUGUCAGGAAGAUCAGAGCAGACAUGGGGGGCACCAACAUUUUGGCACCACUUAACUGGAUCCUGAGGCAGCCUAUGUUCAGUGGACACCCCCGCCUGCUCUUUCUGCUCACUGAUGGGGCCAUCGGCAACACCGGCAAAGUCAUUGAACUGGUCCGCAGACAUGCCCGAUACAUCAGAUGUUUCACCUUCGGCAUAGGGCAGAACGCUUGCAGGAGGCUGGUGCAGGGACUGGCGACAGUUUCUAAAGGCACAGCAGAGUUCCUGACGGAGGGGGAGAGGCUACAGCCCAAGAUGAUAAAGUCACUGAAGAAAACUCUGUUGCCAGUGCUGAGUGACAUUUCCAUCGAAUGGCUCUUCCCUGAGACCAAAGAAGUGCUGCUGUCACCAGUGGGCAACACCUUCCUGUUUCCAGGGGACAAUCUGAUCGGUUACAGCGUGGUCUGCGACACCACCCGUUACCAUGCCAACCCCAAAUCUGAUAAGAGAAGGAGAUACAGCAUGAUGCGUUCAACGGAGUCAGCCAGCUCGGUGUUUUACCACUCUCAAGAGGAGGACCCCGUUAAAAUGAAUACUGAGGGUCACGGCCCCUGCAGAGAACCAGUCCCUGGCACUUCGUACCACUCCUACCACAACUCCACUGCAGAGGGCAGCCCCGCCACCAUAGAGCCAGAUGUCACAGAUAAGACCUCUCCAAGAAGGAGGGCGUACAGCACCAACCAGAUCAGCGACUACAACUCUGCCAAGAAGGUCUUCACUCCCAGUGACACAGCUUCUGUCGUGGCUAAGAACCCACUGAGAAGAGCCAAGGCUCAGGAGCUGAUAGGUCAGAUGAGUCCUGAACAUGAUGCACAGUGGAGGAACGACUAUCAGCCACAGAUUUCCAACCUGUGCACAACAUCAUCUAGAGGGCGUCCAGCCAUCUGCCACAGGCCGCUCCCUCAGCAGGAGCCGGCUGUACUGCAGGAGGCAGCUCCAGAGUCUCAGCCCCAGGCCCAUGACAACAAACAGCAGCAGCAGCAGCCGCAGCAUGGGGGGGUGUUGUCAGCAGCUAGAAACACCACCAGGGGGUGUGUUUCCAGGUCUUCGACUGACAGCCCAUCUGUCGGCAGCGUCGGAGACACGGAUGGCUACGGACACCAACUGUGUCAAGCAGAAACACCACAGGAGACCCAUGUUUCAGACCUGGAGUCUAUGAACCAGUGCAGAGGAAACUGUAAGGCUGUAGUGUCUGGGCUGCUGUGUGGAAAACCGAUGAGGUGGGAGGUGGUCUUUGAAAUCGAACCGUACCUGAAUGGGCGAGAACGAGAAGAAAAAGUUCACGAGGAGCUGUGGAACGAGACCUUUCAUCACCUGGCGGGUCACUCCAUCCUCCACGACUUUGAGCACAUGGCGAAAAGAGAGUGUGAAAUAGAGCAUGGCUCAGGCAGGAAGUACCAGAUAUAUGCAAUUCAAACCAGCAAAGCCUGCAAUAUACUGAGCAAAUACACGGCGUUCGUUCCCAUCGACCUGGACACUAAUGAGUAUCUGCCGACGUGUAUUGAAUACAUAAACCCCAGUGAAGGUCAUAAGAAGGGCUCCCACUCAGGCUCUCGUUCAGGGAGCAGGAAAAACAGGGGUUACUCCAUCGGCCUGGGUCGCUCGCAAUCUGGUGGCAUGUCUGAGGAAACUGAAGAUCACCACGUGGCCAACAGUGGAGAGGAUGGUGUCUCUCCAUGCAGCACUCCCUCAUCGGCUGGCUGGGAAAAAUGUAGUUUCACAGAAGUCUCCCAGAGGAGUCCGUCUGUGACCUCGGACCAAUCACAGAAAUCGGUGGAAAGCCUUUUUUCUGCCAGGUUGGCUCUCAGCAGGACUCGCCUCCUGACUCGCGCUGCUAAAGGCUUCAUGAGUCGAUCUCACAGCAAGUCUGGGGAUUCCAUUGGUGAGAGCGACAACGACAACAGAGAUUACAUUCCUCUGUUGUUGUUGCAGUUGGCCUCUGGGGCAUUUCCUCUGGACACAGCUCUAUGUGACGCCAUUAACGUGCCAAUGGACAAACUGAAGUGGACGUCUCCCUUCACCAGCCAUCGCACCAGUCUGGGCCACUUGUCUCACUCCAGCAGCCGGCGUGCCGACAGCGCUGAAGAAGGCCUGAGAUCACCAUGUGAACCAGACACAUGUCAACAUCCAGGAGAACAGGCCGUGGGCGCUCACAGCCAUUCUCACCCACCCAGGAGCCCGGGCAGUGAGUCGUCUCCCGCCGAGCCCCUGUCCUCAUCAAAUACUCAGUUCGACAGUGGGCGGAGCUCUAGUUCAGGGGGACUGGAACCGUCAACACCUGCUGGUGUCAGGAAGAGUCCUGAGAGCAUGGUGUGGGCCACGGCUGUGGCUCUGGCCUGGCUGGAGCACAGCUGUGCCAGUUACUUCAUCGAGUGGGAACUGGUAGCGGCCAAGGCCAGCAUGUGGCUGGAUGAGCAGGACAUCCCAGAGGGCCGAGAUCUGGCCUCGGUCAAGGCCGCUGCCAACCAGCUGUUCAUCAUCCUCAGGCACUGGGAUGAAAAUCUGCAGCUUAACAUGCUGUGUUACAACCCCAACAGCGUGUGAGAGCUCUUCACUCAAGGCCAACACCGAACACUAAGCGCACUCAGUCCCCUACGAUACUAUGCUAACCAAGGCUGUAUUAUUCUUCAUUCAGCAGUCUGUCCUCUGGAGUCAGAUUUUUUUUGCUGUCAGUUGUGAGUGGUGUUUAUCUUCUUCUGGUGGUUCGCUAUUCCUCCAAACAUAUCACAGUCUUCAGAGGCAAGUGUAAGCUGUUACUUCCUGUGUGCCACAUACUGUAGCUGGAUCCUUGCUAGUGAAGGAUCAAAUCUGAGUUGUUGGGUUUUUUUUUUCUUCUUCUUCUUCUUUUGUUUGAGGACAGUGUCAGUGUGCAUUCUGUAGCAUGCUGUACCCCUGACUAUCAGUGUUUGAAAGAUGCCGUUAUUGUCAUCGUCUUGAUGUCUGGGGUGGGGGGGUAG